Molecule: messenger RNA, 1467 nt
Organism: Aspergillus mulundensis
Lineage: Eukaryota; Fungi; Ascomycota; Eurotiomycetes; Eurotiales; Aspergillaceae
Product: snoRNA-binding rRNA-processing protein ENP1
Exons: 3
Coding region: 1-1467 (488 amino acids)
Biological process (GO): rRNA processing
Cellular component (GO): nucleolus; cytoplasm; preribosome, small subunit precursor
Molecular function (GO): snoRNA binding
Source: RefSeq, a predicted model, not a curated record
AUGCCCAAAGCGACGUCCUCGCGGGCUGCCGCCGCUGCCCGCCGACACAACCCUCUCGCUGAGGAUAUUAUUGGCACAGGUCACCUGCGAACGGCCCCUACCAAGAAGAACAAGCGCAAUUCGCAGGCAGAUGGAGAGCAGGAGGAUGGAGAGCGUUUUGUGGAUGCGAAAACAUCCCGCAAAAUCUUACAGAUCGGACAAGAACUUGCCGACGAGGAUGCCGCCGAACAGAAAGCCGCGCGGGGAGUGAUUCCAGAGCCAGCGAACACGGCAUUUGAUUUCGAGUCACGAUUUGAGGAUGAAGAUGUAUUUUCAGAUGAAGGACAGAUCGAGGAGUGGGACGAUGAGGAAGAGAUCGAGGAAGUGGAGGUCGACCCGAAUGAUCUCGAUGUGUUCCACAAGUUUGUUCCUCGAGGCGAUGAGGAUCCAAUAUUCAACCCCAGCGGGCCGGAGUCUGGCGGCCAGACCACAAAUCUCGCAGACCUCAUUUUAGAGAAGAUCGCGGAGCAUGAAGCAAAGCAGGCCGGAAACACUGGCCCUAUAAUUCAAGGCGGAGGCCUGCCGGAAGACGCGGUUCAAAUACCUGCGAAGGCUGUCGAAGUAUACGAGAAAGUUGGCAUGAUCCUUUCUCGUUAUAAGUCUGGACCUCUGCCGAAGCCGUUCAAAAUCCUCCCUACUGUUCCGAAUUGGCAAACGCUUCUUUCAAUCACCCGGCCUGAGUCAUGGACGGCCAACGCUAUUUACGCUGGAACUAGAUUAUUCAUAUCCCACAAGCCUGCCAUUGCGCAGGAGUACAUCUCAACAGUCUUGCUUGAACGCGUGCGCGAGGAAAUCUAUGAACAGAAGAAACUCAAUGUUCACACUUACAAUUCGAUGAAGAAGGCCCUCUACAAGCCGGCAUGUUUCUUCAAGGGGCUGCUAUUUCCCUUGGUUUCGAGUGGGACCUGCACUCUACGCGAAGCUCACAUUGUCUCCUCUGUCAUCGCCCGCGUCUCCAUCCCUGUUCUACAUUCGGCAGCUGCAUUACUUCGCAUGUGUGACCUUGCUGCCGAACAGUCCAUGAAGUCACUGGAAAGCACUGGUGCGGUCAACACAUUUAUUCGAGUCUUUCUAGAAAAGAAGUACGCCCUCCCAUAUAAAGUUAUCGAUGCUCUUGUCUUCCAUUUCUUGCGGUUCCGCGCGGCCGAGGAAGAGGAUUCAAUGAUGGACGGAUCGUCGAAGGCAUACAAACUCCCCGUCCUCUGGCAUCAGUCACUCCUUGUCUUUGCCCAGCGUUACCGAAAUGAUAUUACCGAGGAUCAGCGAGAAGCUCUCCUGGACUUGCUUUUGGUUCGCGGACAUAAGGACAUCGGACCUGAAGUCCGGCGUGAGCUGUUAGCGGGCAGAGGAAGGGGUAUUGUCGCACCCGAUCCCGAAAGACAGGGUGCUCUUGAUGCUGGAGAUGACACAAUGGAUACCACGUUAUAA